Cryphonectria parasitica EP155 is the source of this 717-nucleotide messenger RNA. RefSeq lists its product as uncharacterized. Bases 34 to 657 code for a protein of 207 amino acids. Lineage: Eukaryota; Fungi; Ascomycota; Sordariomycetes; Diaporthales; Cryphonectriaceae. The transcript has 2 exons. The record is from RefSeq and is a predicted model, not a curated record.
CCCACUACCAGACGCAGCACGAAGUACCAUGUGAUGGAACGAACAUCAAUGUUUCAUCAGCGAUGCUACGAAACCACCUAUCACCUCGCCAGCGAGCACGUUAAAUUCCACACAGCCAUCAUGGCUGUCUGCAGACUGCUCUACGGCGAAGCUUCUGAAGCACUGUACGGAAGACAUUCUUUCGACUUUGGCCAUCAUGUCCAGGCCGUCGUCCCCUUCCUCACGGACCGUACCCCUUACACCCUCUCGCUCGUAUCAUGCAUCUGUGUUUACAAGCGCGGCCCGUUCCCUUCCAUGGGCUACACGAGUGAGAAGAGCGAGUGGUCCUGCAUGUGCCGUUUCCUGUCCGGCAUGAAAACGCUGGAGAGGCUGCGGGUCGUGAUGGAGACGGGCCGCCCGUCGGACAUCAAGCUGCUGAGCCUGAUCGGCCAUGAGAGCCUGGAGUGGGUUAGGGAGCUGGCCCAGGUGAAGACACUGAAGGAGUUGGAACUUGUCUCGGAAGCCAAGUAUCUGCCGGUGCCCAAGUCGUCAGCCAUGGCUGUCUAUGCCGCUCUGUCGGUUUCUGUUGAGCAUGGGCUGGUCGAAUAUUUGAAAUUGGAAAUGGCUGCGUCGUGUAUUACGUCUUCUGUUCAUAGGCUAGAUGGAGAUUCCUCAUAAGCAUCAUCUGAGCCUGAGGAUUCGGAAGGGUCAGAAAACUGAACUGAGAGAUGUACAGAC